AUGGUCAAGGACAACCCUCAGACCACCUCCAAAGACCUGCAAGGUCAUCUUGCUGCAGAUGGUGUCACUGUGCAUUGCUCAACCAUUCAGCACACCUUGCACAGAGAACAGCUGGAUGGGAGAGUGAUGCGGAAGAAGCCUUUCCUGCACACACGCCACAAACACGCUCGCUUGAGGUUUGCCAAACUACAUUUGAACAAGCCAGGCUCAUUUUGGAACAAAGUGCUGUGGACUGAUGAGACAAAGACAGAGCUAUUUGGUCACAACAAGAGGCGUUACGCAUGGAGGCAAAAGAACACAGCAUUCCUAGAAAAACACUUGCUGCCCACAGUCAAAUUUGGUGGGGGGUCCAUCAUGCUGUGGGGCUGUGUGGCUAGUGCAGGAACUGGGAAUCUAGUUAAAGUUGAGGGUCGCAUGGAUUCAACUCAGUAUCAGCAAAUUCUUGACAAUAAUGUUCAAGAAUCUGUAACAAAGCUGAAGUUACGGGGGAGGGACGCAUAUCCACACCAGUACUCUCUGAAACUGGAGAAGGGAGACUACACCGUGAGACUGCAGGUGCGUCACGAACAGGUGACUGAGCUGGAGCGUCUGAAGGACCUACCCUUCAUCGUGGCCCACCGCCUGUCCACCACGCUCAGCCUGGAUGUCUAUGAAAGCCAUCGUGCUGCACUGCUGGCCAAGAAGAAGGUCAACUCCCUCACCCUCUCACCAGGAGCCUGUCAGCCAUUCUACAUCACAGCCCUGCCUGAUGACAAAAUUCCCAAAGGGACGGGUCCAGGCUGCUACCUGACGGGGUCCUUGGUUGUCCCCAAGACCGAGUACGGAAAGAAAGCAGGCCAGGCCACAGCAAAGCGACAAGGAAAGUUUAAAAAGGACACUGUCCCACUGGUCUACCACCUGAUCUCUGCCCCCAACAAAGCCAAGAACGGUGGAAAAGAGAAAGAGAAGGAUGGAGAGAAGGAGAAGGAUGUAAAAGAAGAGUUCUCUGAAGCCCUCAGGGAUUUGAAAAUCCAGUGGAUGACCAAGUUAGAUAACAACACUGUUUAUGAGGAGCUGAAGGAGAACUUCAGUACCUAUUUACCGCUUCAUGUCCAGCGUCUGCACCAGCUGGAUUCAGAGAAGGAGCGAUUGAAACGGCUGGCCGAUAUUGUAGCUGCAGCAGAUGUGGUUGUCUCCCACAUUGACCAGACAGCCCUGGCGGUUUACCUUUCACUGAAGACAGACCCACGGCCUGAUGCUGCCACCAUCAAGAGCGACAUGGAGAAGCAGAAGUCGUCUCUGUUGGAUGCUCUGUGCAGGAAAGGCUGCGGUCUGGCUGAUCAGCUGCUGCAGGCUCCACUGGAGGAGGGAGCCAUAGCUGGGGCCGGUCCCCCGGGUGUGGGAGCCAUCGAUGGGGCCGGUCCCCCGGGUGUGGGAGCCAUCGAUGGGGCCGGUCCCCUGGGUGUGGGCAGCUCUGACGACGACUCACAGGAUGUGGCCAGUGCCCUGAAUGACACUUUCUGGGAGGUGCAAAAAUGGGCAGACCUCACAGAUACAAAGGUUUUAAGCUUUUCCUACAAGCACGCGCUUGUGAACAAGAUGUAUGGGAGGGCUUUGAAGUAUGCAUCUAAAAUUGUUGAAGACAGACCCAGCAAAGACAACUGGAAGAAUUGUGCUCAGUUGAUGCGCUCCCUGGAGUGGAUGCACUGUGCCAACUUCAGUGACAGCUGGCUGCCCAUCAUGUACCCGUCUGACUACACACCCUUUUAAGGGCCCGCAGGUCCCGCUGGCAUUUUAACUGGCUGCCUAUGGGCUGCUUGCAUGUUCAAAAUGCAAAAUGCACAGACACACGCAAUACAAACAAAUGCAGACCACUCACUCUGAUAAAUGCAGUAGAACUUACAGGUUGAAACUGAUUGAUUGAUUGAUUGAUUGAUCAUAAGCAAAGUCCUUUUCUGAGCACUCUACAGAAGAACCUAAUUCCUCCCCACAGCGUGUGGCCCUCUGCACACGGCACCCUCAUUAAUAUAGAAAACAUAAUCGAACGCUCAAGCACAACAGAGAAAGAAGUGCUCAGCUCAUUUCAGUGUCACACACUUUCUCUGUAAUACUGAGUAAAUGUCAUUCUGAAUGUGGUCAAGAGGUGCACUCUCAGUGUCCUGGUCUUUAUCUCUGUAUGUGUAAACCCCUGGUGGACACUGGGUGUGUCUGUUGGACCAUUGGGUUAAUGGUAGCCUCCUUGAAUCAUAAACAGUUGUCAGUAACACUUUCUCUAAACCUUCUGUCGUAACAUUGACAUAACCAUGUCAUAAACCUGUCAUGACACAUCCUGACAUGCCAAAGUAGGCCAUGCCCAGUGAUAAAACAGUGUCUAGUUAACAUGGUCUGUUUUGUUUACGACAGCUCUCAAAAUAUUUGGUGGGUUGACCGCUGAUUAGCUAAUAACAUAACACCUAUGUCACAUAUUAUUCUGAGAGCUGUGAUGACUAUUAGUGAUCCUGGCAACAUGUUUGUCUCGUUCAACAAUGACUAUAUGAUGGCUGAUGACCGGAUCAUUCUGUUGGUCAGGACAUGGUUAUGACAAUCUUAACAUGGAGGGUCCACAUGAAGUGUCACCCCAUUCUCUGUGAAGGAAUUUGUAGAUGUGCAUUAUCACAAACAGUUACCAAGGCAAUAUCAAAUGUAAUUAAUCCAUAUUAUUUUCUGACAUUUCUGUAAAAUGUAUGCAUGUUUUGUAACAGUUUUUUGUACAUUCAGAAUAAAUGUGACUGAGCUUUUUAUUCACACAGCUGAAACAGGCCAGGUUCAGUCUUCUACCCUCUCAAGAAUGACUCAUUACAAACGUGUGUGUGUGUGUGUGUGUGUGUGUGUGUGUGUGUGUGUGUGUGUUAGAAUGUAACAUGUCCUGUCCUCCCUUAAUUGUGUUGUUUCAUUUAAAAAAACAAACACUUCAUGUAGCCAGACAUUUUUAACAAGGCCUGUUUUUCUUUUGUGCGUGCGAAACUGAAUUUGUAUGCAUGACCACCAAUGCCAAAGUCACCAUGGACUCGGACUAUAUCACAGACAUCCUACUGUUGAGACCUUUGACCGUUGUCUUGUGCAUCCCAGGACUGGAGUGUCUAGUACUGGGAGGAGGAUAUGUGAGGAAGGUACUGACUGAUCUUCCUUCCCGACCCCUGUGUGUUAUAAACAAAUCAUUUUGUUUUUUUUCUGUUCCGGGUUUUGCUGUUAUGACUUUAUUUACAGCAGUUCCUCUCAAGAUUGCCUUAAAACUCAAACUAACUUGGACAUCCUCAUAUGACUUCAGUCACGGGUUGCAUAUCACAUACAGGUUUGAUGUCAAAGACCUCUCAGAAAUAUUUAUGAAAUUGUAAUUAUAAAGUAUAGAAUAAACCUAGCUCAUCCAUACAUUUAGUUGUAACUGUAUGUACAAGUAUUACUUCACACUGUCUUGUUUCCUAUGGACUCCAGUCAUACUCUUUUGUUAUCUCACUGAAUGUGUAGAGUUAUGUCACAACCUUUCAAAGUUAUUUGAAAGUGAAAAUAAAAACAGACAAAAUAUCA
This is a messenger RNA of Clupea harengus (Atlantic herring), 3543 nucleotides long. RefSeq names its product tripeptidyl peptidase 2 (gene tpp2). Gene Ontology annotation, cellular component: cytosol. NCBI's taxonomy places the organism in Eukaryota, Metazoa, Chordata, Actinopteri, Clupeiformes, Clupeidae. Gene Ontology annotation, molecular function: serine-type endopeptidase activity; tripeptidyl-peptidase activity. The record is from RefSeq and is a predicted model, not a curated record. The transcript is spliced from 11 exons. Gene Ontology annotation, biological process: proteolysis. The coding region runs from base 1 to 1749 and encodes 582 amino acids.